Alexandromys fortis (reed vole) is the source of this 1804-nucleotide messenger RNA. RefSeq names its product NACHT, LRR and PYD domains-containing protein 1-like. Bases 723 to 1688 code for a protein of 321 amino acids. The transcript has 7 exons. Gene Ontology annotation, cellular component: canonical inflammasome complex. NCBI's taxonomy places the organism in Eukaryota, Metazoa, Chordata, Mammalia, Rodentia, Cricetidae. The record is from RefSeq and is a predicted model, not a curated record.
AGCCCCCACUAUCAGGUUUCAGAGGAUGAACAUCUGCGCAGACUCUCAUGCCUGGCGUCCUGGAGGAACCAGAUUCUAUCCGUUUUAAAGAGCAUGAUUUCUAGCUGAGGAGCCUCGGCCAGGGACACACACCAGAUGGCCAAGUGGAGGAACAAAUUUCUCCAGGAGUGAAUGACAGCAAUCACAUGAUCUACUGCAGCAGAUCAAGUUAACUCUUUUUCUGGUUCAUGAAGUCACCCUAACCUAUUUCCCUUUAAACCCAAGAGAUAAAGCUUAGCCCCACCUCCAUCAUCCCUCUCCUUCAGGAAGCAGCCAAUGAGAGAAUACAUUCCCCCCUCUUCCUUUUACUAGUCCUCAGGGUCAGAUAAAUGACCUUAAUGACCUAAAAUAGCAAACCUUAGACAAGUUGAAAAACCUCCAAUUCAGCAUAACAGAACACUUGCCUGAUAGAAAAGUCAAAGCAGUAAAGAGAACAUCCACAGGCAUCAUUCAUGAAGCUCUAGAGAACAUAUCCACCAAUAAAACUUCCUCCCAGAGUUCUCUCUUUUGCUCUAUAAAGCCCAAACACUUCACCAGGACACACAGUCUUUAUCCCCAGGAGAGACCCGAGUUCUUCAGUUGUUCUGAUCAGAGCAUUAUCUGUCGCUGUAGAUACUGCUCUACACUUUCUUUAUUUCCAGUUCUCCAUCAGUUCCAGUAAAACACCCUUUCCCAGCACAGAAAUGGCUGGUAGAGACAAGGAUCUACUGCUCUUAAACUUGGAGCAGCGACGGAAGAGAAAACGAAAGCGGGACCAGUGCAAGCUGCAGAGUCAAGCAUCCUCUGAGGGUUCUAUGGCCAUGGAUGAAGCCCAGUCCCAGAAGGCAAGAGGCCCAGAGGAGGCUCAGCAAAAGGGCCAACAGGUCUUGGACCCCAAGAGAAAGCAGAUGGAUCUGGAGCCACAGCAGACCAAAGCCCCAGCAGAGAAGGACUUAGUGAUAAGCUCAACCAUCAUGCCCUAUGUGGAUACCAAUACCCACCAGGGAUCCUCACAACUACUGAGUUCAGAACAUAAACGUCGGAGACCAAGUUGGACUUCAGAUUCUAUAUGUGUUCCAUGUGGAUCUGCUGACUCUGGAUACUGUAGUGACAGUGCAGUAAUGCCAUCCUCUGUGGGUUCUCCACGAAUAAGAUCAAGGUAUGGAUAUUGGAAACCAAUUAAGAAAUCAGACUAUAGGAGGCUGUUUGAUGAUACAAGGAAUUCUGAGGAGUCUGAAAUCAAAACCCAAGAAAAGGAGUCUCAUGAGGAGUGCAAGGAGGAGUACUCAAAACUGGCAUCCCUGGCUCCCUUCAAUCCAUAUUCUCCUGCCUCUUCAAGAGACAAGUGUGUGGAACUACUGGGGACUGAAGAUGACUUCUGGGGCCCUACAGGGCCUGUCGCUAUUGAGGUGAUUGACAGAGAGAGGAACCUGUACCGAGUCCAGUUCCCUGUGAAUGGUUCUUACCACUGUCCCAGCAUAGGACUCCACUUUGUGGUGACAAGGGCAGUGACCAUUGAGAUUGGAUUCUGUAGUUGGAGCCAACACCUGGACAAGAUGCCCUUGCAGGACAGUCACAUGGUGGCUGGGCCUCUGUUUGACAUCAAGGCUGAGCGGGGAGCUGUGGCUGCUGUGUACCUCCCUCACUUUGUGGAUCUCCAAGGCCAUUGAUGAUGAAGAAAUGAAGUUUCAGUUUGUUCGAAUAAACAAGCCACCCCCACUAGGUUAUCUUUACAUCGGGUCCCGCUACAUAGUGUCUGCGUCCAAGAAGCUGGAAAUCAUCCCUG